AUGUCCUGCCAGCAGAACCAGCAGCAGUGCCAGCCCCCUCCCAAGUGCCCUCCCAAGUGCCCUCCCAAGUGCCAGACCACAAAGUGCCCUCCAAAAUGCCCCCCAAAGUGUCCUCCUAAGUGCCCCCCUGUGUCAUCCUGCUGCAGCCUGGGGUCUGGUGGCUGCUGUGGCUCCAGCUCUGGUGGCUGCUGUGGUUCUAGCUCAGGAGGCUGCUGCAGCUCUGGGAGUGGUGGCUGCUGCCUGAGCCACCACAGGCCUCGCAGAUCUCUUCGUCGCCAUCGUCACAGCUCAGGGUGCUGUAGCAGCGUGGGCAGCAGUGGCUGCUGUGGCAGCAGUGGUGGCAGCAGCUGUGGCAGUAGCCAACAGUCUGGUGGCUGUUGCUAA
Messenger RNA from Cricetulus griseus (Chinese hamster), 384 nucleotides. The record is from RefSeq and is a predicted model, not a curated record. Lineage: Eukaryota; Metazoa; Chordata; Mammalia; Rodentia; Cricetidae.